Procambarus clarkii (red swamp crayfish) is the source of this 1383-nucleotide messenger RNA. RefSeq lists its product as uncharacterized. The record is from RefSeq and is a predicted model, not a curated record. NCBI's taxonomy places the organism in Eukaryota, Metazoa, Arthropoda, Malacostraca, Decapoda, Cambaridae.
AUGGCGCCCAGUGGCGCCCUGAAGGUGAAGAUGGCAGGCCAGCAGUGGCUGGUGGCUGCUCCUGCAGGCCAGCAGUGGCUGGUGGCUGCUCCUGCAGGCCAGCAGUGGCUGGUGGCUGCUCCUGCAGGCCAGCAGUGGCUGGUGGCUGCUCCUGCAGGCCAGCAGUGGCUGGUGGCUGCUCCUGCAGGCCAGCAGUGGCUGGUGGCUGCUCCUGCAGGCCAGCAGUGGCUGGUGGCUGCUCCUGCAGGCCAGCAGUGGCUGGUGGCUGCUCCUGCAGGCCAGCAGUGGCUGGUGGCUGCUCCUGCAGGCCAGCAGUGGCUGGUGGCUGCUCCUGCAGGCCAGCAGUGGCUGGUGGCUGCUCCUGCAGGCCAGCAGUGGCUGGUGGCUGCUCCUGCAGGCCAGCAGUGGCUGGUGGCUGCUCCUGCAGGCCAGCAGUGGCUGGUGGCUGCUCCUGCAGGCCAGCAGUGGCUGGUGGCUGCUCCUGCAGGCCAGCAGUGGCUGGUGGCUGCUCCUGCAGGCCAGCAGUGGCUGGUGGCUGCUCCUGCAGGCCAGCAGUGGCUGGUGGCUGCUCCUGCAGGCCAGCAGUGGCUGGUGGCUGCUCCUGCAGGCCAGCAGUGGCUGGUGGCUGCUCCUGCAGGCCAGCAGUGGCUGGUGGCUGCUCCUGCAGGCCAGCAGUGGCUGGUGGCUGCUCCUGCAGGCCAGCAGUGGCUGGUGGCUGCUCCUGCAGGCCAGCAGUGGCUGGUGGCUGCUCCUGCAGGCCAGCAGUGGCUGGUGGCUGCUCCUGCAGGCCAGCAGUGGCUGGUGGCUGCUCCUGCAGGCCAGCAGUGGCUGGUGGCUGCUCCUGCAGGCCAGCAGUGGCUGGUGGCUGCUCCUGCAGGCCAGCAGUGGCUGGUGGCUGCUCCUGCAGGCCAGCAGUGGCUGAUGGCUGCUCCUACAGGCCAGCAGUGGCUGGUGGCUGCUCCUGCAGGCCAGCAGUGGCUGGUGGCUGCUCCUGCAGGCCAGCAGUGGCUGGUGGCUGCUCCUACAGGCCAGCAGUGGCUGAUGACUGCUCCUACAGGCCAGCAGUGGCUGGUGGCUGCUCCUGCAGGCCAGCAGUGGCUGGUGGCUGCUCCUGCAGGCCAGCAGUGGCUGGUGGCUGCUCCUGCAGGCCAGCAGUGGCUGGUGGCUGCUCCUGCAGGCCAGCAGUGGCUGGUGGCUGCUCCUGCAGGCCAGCAGUGGCUGGUGGCUGCUCCUGCAGGCCAGCAGUGGCUGGUGGCUGCUCCUGCAGGCCAGCAGUGGCUGGUGGCUGCUCCUGCAGGCCAGCAGUGGCUGGUGGCUGCUCCUGCAGGCCAGCAGUGGCUGGUGGCUGCUCCUGCAGGCCAGCAGUGGCUGGUAGUUUCUUGA